AUCAAAUUCAGCAUCAGAAUGACAAAACAUGUUGCUCUACUUUCAUCCAUGACCUUUCGCUGUGAAUUUUUAAUCAAGCCUAACGGUAAAAUAGUUCCUCAGCACCGGCGCUUUUAUCCUACGAUGAUUUUCAAAAAAUCAAGGCCGACUAGAUUUGGUGAAAUGAGCUAAUGUUUAAUUCAUGCAAGAUCGUUAAAAGAUCUGUCCACCGCCUACUGUCUAGCCAUCGAAAGUAAAAGUAGGAGAAGGCCCCAACCUUUCUUCACCGCGGUAGGCUCAACUCCAAAUUCAGUCUAGUCUGGACUGUGGCCGGAGUUGGUCGGUUAGCUAAAAAGUGAUCCUCGCGAUGGCCGUGGCACUGAUCGUACUGCUCGUGUGUGUUCUGCUGCUGUGCAUUGGAUACGUAAAGUAUCAGUACUCGUACUGGUCCCGACGGAAUGUUCCGUUCAUUAAGCCGCGGUUUCCGUACGGGAACUUUGCCGACGCGAACAGGAAAUCGAUCGCGGACGUCGCGAUCGAGCAGUACAACCAGAUGAAGAACAAGGGAAGGUUCUUUGGGUUGUACUUUUUUCUUCAACCGCUGGUGAUGAUCACCGAUCUGGAUUUGAUCAAAACGAUCUUCAUUACGGAUUUCACCUACUUUCCGGAUCGUGGCGUGUACCACAACUUUAAGGAUGAUCCGCUGAGUGCCCAUCUGUUCAGUUUGGAGGGAAACAAGUGGCGAUCGCUGCGCGCGAGGUUAACUCCCACGUUCACGUUGGGCAAGAUGAAGAUGAUGUUCCCGACGCUGAAGGCGGUUGGAGACAAUCUGUCGGAAUACCUUUCAAAAGCGGUUGGCAGUGGGACGGAGUUGGAGCUGAAGGAUUACAUGGUGCGGUUCACGAUGGACGUGGUGGGAAAUUGUGCGUUUGGGAUAGAGUGCAACAGCUUUUUGGAGCCAAACAGCGAGUUCAGGAUGUGUGGCAAGGAGUUUUUCGACAGUCCGAGGCAUUCGACGAUGAUGCGAUUGUUUUUGAGAUUGUUCCCAGAGUUGGGUCAGAAGUUGAGGAUCAAGUGGCUGAAUGAUCAUGCGGCUGGGUUCUUUUACAAGUUGGUGAGGGAUACGAUCGACUACAGACAGAAGAACUCGGUGGAGAGGAAUGAUUUUAUGAGCUUGUUGAUCGCGAUGAAGAACAAGGGGGAGCUUUCGAUGGAUGAGACCGCUGCGCAGUCGUUCAUCUUCUUCCUUGCUGGAUUUGAGACGUCCUCAUCUAAUCAGACAUACUGUUUGUACGAGUUGGCCAAGAAUCCGGAGUACCAAGACAAGGCUCGAGAAUGCGUACUGAAAGCGUUACAGAAGCAUGGUGGACUGACCUACGAAGCAGUCUCCAAUAUGCAGUACCUGGAUCAGUGCAUCAACGAAACUUUCCGACUGUACCCGUCGGUCCCCGUUCUGGAGCGGAAGGCAUUCCGGGACUACAAAAUUCCCGGCACAGACGUGAUCAUCCCCAAGGGCAUGAAGGUCCACGUGCCGUCUUUUGCGAUCCAUCGUGACGAGCAGCACUACCCUGACCCACUGCGAUUCAACCCGGACCGGUUCCACCCGGAAGAGGUGGCCAAACGGCAUUUGUGUACCUUCCUGUCGUUUGGUGAAGGUCCCCGCAUCUGCAUUGGAAAGCGCUUUGGAAUGCUGCAGUCCAGGGUCGGUCUGGCGAACGUGCUGAGUAAGUUCCGGAUCUUCCCCUGCUCGAAGACGGCUAUUCCGUUGGAGUACUCGACAAGGUCGUCCGUGUUACAGCCUAAGGGUGGUUUGUGGCUGAGGCUUGAACCUUUGUAGAUCUUAAGUGUUGAAUGUGUUUUGAGGAGAUUAAUAUUUUACACAAUAAAGUUUGUUUGUUUAUAAA
Molecule: messenger RNA, 1883 nt
Organism: Culex quinquefasciatus (southern house mosquito)
Lineage: Eukaryota; Metazoa; Arthropoda; Insecta; Diptera; Culicidae
Product: cytochrome P450 6a2
Exons: 2
Coding region: 347-1816 (489 amino acids)
Molecular function (GO): iron ion binding; oxidoreductase activity, acting on paired donors, with incorporation or reduction of molecular oxygen; heme binding
Source: RefSeq, a predicted model, not a curated record